Abrus precatorius (Indian licorice) is the source of this 5082-nucleotide messenger RNA. Its product is annotated as protein ROS1. The record is from RefSeq and is a predicted model, not a curated record. Gene Ontology annotation, molecular function: DNA N-glycosylase activity; 4 iron, 4 sulfur cluster binding; DNA demethylase activity. Bases 1 to 5082 code for a protein of 1693 amino acids. Lineage: Eukaryota; Viridiplantae; Streptophyta; Magnoliopsida; Fabales; Fabaceae. The transcript has 20 exons. Gene Ontology annotation, biological process: base-excision repair.
AUGGAGGUUGGAGAAGCAGAUAGAGAAAAGCUUCAGGUACAGGUUCCUUGGAUCCCCACCACCCCUUUGAAGCCCAUUCUUCCAAGACCAGGGCCGAUCUUGGUUCACGGGGAGGGAAACCAGCUGGGCUCUCAUUCCAAUGAGGUACCUGCAUGUUGGGAAUCUUCAGCCUGUGCAGAGAUAAGAGGCAGGCUUCACUAUCGUUCAGAACCUCCGGCUGAAGCCUAUGACAAAGCCGAAAGUUGCGUACGAAAGUCCUUCGGCCAUAUUUCCAGCCCAAGUAAUGGCAUUGCCGAACUUUUGGCUCAGGCGGAUGCUCCAUCGACGUAUUCUAUUGCAACACAUGACGUGUGUUUGAAGAACCAAUUUAUUCCUACUUUUAAAACACAGUUCAAUCCGACCUAUGCAUUACAUAGCCACCAUCAUCUCUCUCGCGGGCAACCCGUGAUCAAUACAAUCCAUGACAAGUACCAAGAUGUUCAGGGCACACCGUACUUUGCUUACUAUAGCAAGACCACUCACAUUGCCCCACCUACUCCAGAUACUGCAACACCAAUGAAUAGGGAAGAAAGGGGUCAAGGUGUAGAAGAAAAUGUCCCAGCCACAAAAUACAAUUAUCCACACAAAGCUGCGGUUGCAUCUACACCAUGCAAGGAGAAUCACAACCGCAAUAAGGAACUAAGCCAUGAUAUUGAUCUGAAUAAAGUACCUCAAUCAAAAACAAAAAGAAAAAAGCACCGCCCCAAGGUCGUAAUAGAAGGCAAACCCCAAAGAACUAGGAAGCCCGUCACCCCAAAGCCAGUUCAACCAAAAGAAAAUCCAACUGGCACAAGAAAGUCCAGAAGGAAAGGAUUGAACAUGACUUCAACUCCUCAAACAGAGGUGAGAGAAGAAUGGACUAAACCAUUGAUGCCUGAAUCCACCAUAAAGACAUGUAGAAGGUCCAUUAAUUUUGACGUGGGAGAACAACCACCGAGAGAUGACAUUUCUACAUGCAGAGAAAUUGGUGUGGUGAUUGAGGGAGCACAGGCUUUAAAUAACUCCCUCUCAAAAUCAGUAGCACAGUCAAGUCCAAAGGAUUCCAACAGCAGUAACAGUGAAAGUUUGACCACAAGGUCAAGAUUACAUGUAAAUGGUCCCAAGAGAAAACAUUCCAGUACAAUGGAACAUGCAGCUAACAGCAGCAUUAAUCUGAUCGGAGCACAGUAUAAUGCAGUGCAGGCGUACUGUCUGAAGAGUUGUGUUCAAUUUCCAAAUGUGCACAAGAAAAAAAGAACGGAUAAGGGGAAAUUUUCCUACACAUCCAAUACACCUUGCAUGACAGCGACAAAAGAUGUAGAAGUAGCAACAUGCCCUCCAGAAGAUGGUAAAUCACAUCCAUCAAGUCGCAACUACCAGACUGCUGGUUCUGCAUUCAUCAGAGUCCCGGUGACAAUUGAAGAGACAGAAAAUAUGCUUGAUAAACCUCAAUCAUUAGGAUUCAAGUUGUCUUCAGGGCAGAGGAGGUCAAGAGUCCCCGCCAGAAUUCAUGAUUGCGCUUCAUCAAACUUAUUCAGAAGCUGUGAUACCAAACUAGCACAGACUACAAAACAAGCGGGCAGUUCUGGCAGACAAACAUUUGGGGUUGCAGAAAGACUGCAGACAUGCGCUGAUGCUUUAUCUGCAGAGAUGCAAGCAUCGCUAACAAAAAAGAAACGAACUAAAAAGAGAACUAUUCCUGUCAGUUCAGCAUAUUCUUGCACAGAUGAAAUGCAACAGCACAGUAAAUUUGUGUUGGAAAAUCAAGGCCAAUAUUUGCACAACUCAUCAGAUGCUGCUUCUGAAGAGAUAUGGAAAAACAUACAAACUGUGGAUGCUUUAACAGAGAGGUUUAGCCACCUAAGCAUAUGUAGAGAAGCCACAGAGCUUGUGCUGCAUGAGCAGAAUGCAAUUGUCCCUUACGACCAGCAGAAUGAUAGUGGCACUAUCAUUCCCUUUAAGGGUCCACUUAAUCCCAUAAAAAAACAGCACCCACGACCUAAAGUUGACCUUGAUGAGGACACUAAUGGUGUGUGGAAGCUUCUGAUGCUAGAUAUAAACAGUCAUGGAAUUGAUGGAACAGAUGAAUUGAAGGCCAAAUGGUGGGAAGAGGAAAGAAAUGUGUUCCGUGGACGAGCAGACUCAUUUAUUGCACGGAUGCAUCUUGUACAAGGAGACAGACGCUUUUCAAAAUGGAAGGGAUCAGUUGUGGAUUCAGUGGUUGGAGUUUUCCUCACUCAAAAUGUCGCUGAUCAUCUUUCCAGUUCUGCAUUCAUGUCCCUUGCUGCUCGAUUUCCUCCAAGCAACAAGCACAAAACAUACCACAAGGAAAGCAGAAGCUUGAUAGUCACCGAACCACAAGUGCAAAUUGUGGAACCAGAAGCAAAUUCAACAGUGGAUGAAAAAACAUUGAAUCAAUCUGUUAAUGAAUUGGGUUCUAUGCCAGUAGACAUCAUCAAGCAUUCAGAAGACAGAGAAGCUGUUGACAGCAAUGAUUCCUGCAGAACUACUGGUGGCUUAAUUAGCUUAACAGAUGAAUCAACUCAAAGACAUAUUAGAGAACAUAGUCCAGUGGAGAGUGGACCAAUUAUUGCCGUGACUGAGGAAGGGCAAGAAAAUCUAUGUCAUGGGGGCAUUGGGAAAGCCUUAAAUGAUGUAUUUUCAUCCCAAUGCUCUGCCGUUACAUCUCAAAUAUCUGGAGAUUGUUUCAUUGAUCAAAAUCCUGAGAAGAUACGAUCAUUCUCAGAUAGCAACUCUACUGUAGAAGACAAGUCAAGCGCAGCCAAGCACAACCUUUUCAAUAACAGAACAUCUUUCAGCAAGCUUUUAGAAAUGGCAAGUUCAACGAUGUUGCAUGAAGUUAACUGUCAGAGUGGCAAAUCACUUGAGAAUUUAAGAGACAAGUAUGGUCAAUCUUUAGGCAUGAAUAUUGACAACUUGGCACAGAACUUGGAAAAAUCAAAUGUUUCUCAAGCUUCCUUAGAAGAAUCAAUCAUCUCAUGCAACGAAUAUACUUUGAAAAUGACCCCAAACUCGGGACUACUUGAAGUUAAUUGCUAUGAUCCUCUCAAAAUAGAAGUCCCAUCAACUAGCUCCUCAAAGAACAAAGAUGAAAAUGACAAAAGAGUUAAUUUUCCAACAACAGAAUCUGACAGCCAUACUGCAAUUACCCAGUCUCAAGGACAAACUCAAGAUACUAAGAAGAAAGCAAGGGAAAUCAAAAAGAGCAAGAAAGGGUCUAGCUCUGUUAAACAAAAAAGAAGGAAGCGUGGAAAAAAGAAAAAGGCUAAAUUUAAUUGGGAUAGUUUAAGAAUACAAGCUCAAGCUACGGCAGGAAAGAGAGAAAAGACAGAAAACACCAUGGACUCUUUGGACUGGGAUGCUGUGAGACGUGCAGAUGUCAACGAAAUUGCUGAUAUAAUCAAAGAAAGGGGCAUGAACAAUAUGCUUGCUGAACGUAUUAAGAAUUUCCUGAACCUAUUGGUUGAUGUACAUGGGGCCAUUGAUCUUGAGUGGUUGAGAGAUGUUCCACCUGAUAAAGCAAAAGAAUACUUGCUCAGCGUGAAGGGAUUGGGAUUGAAAAGUGUAGAGUGCGUAAGACUCUUAACAUUGCACCACCUUGCUUUUCCGGUGGAUACAAAUGUCGGACGGAUAGCUGUACGACUGGGAUGGGUACCGCUUCAGCCACUGCCCGAGUCACUACAGUUGCAUCUUCUAGAAUUGUACCCAGUGUUGGAAUCCAUACAAAAAUAUCUCUGGCCCCGGCUCUGCAAGCUAGACCAAAGAACAUUGUAUGAGCUGCACUACCAACUGAUUACAUUUGGAAAGGUCUUUUGUACUAAAAGCAAACCAAAUUGCAAUGCAUGCCCAAUGAGAGGAGAAUGCAGACACUUUGCAAGUGCUUUCGCAAGUGCAAGGCUUACUCUGCCAGGACCAGAGCAGAAGAGUAUAACCAUCACAACAGGAAAGAAUGCAACUUAUCAGAACCCAUCAGUAGUUAUCAGUCAGGUACCCUUCCCUCUACUUGAAAACACAAACCAAGCAGAAGAACUUCAACAAACCGAAGGGAUCCAGCAACUAGAAGCAAAAUCUGAAAUCAAUAUCUGCCAACCUAUUAUUGAAGAACCAGCAAGUCCAGAGCCAGGAUGCUCCCAAGUAUCAGAAAAUGAUAUAGAGGAUGCCUGCUAUGAGGAGUCAUGCAAAAUUCCCACCAUCAAACUAGACAUAGAAGAGUUCACUUUGAAUUUACAAAAUUACAUGCAACAAAACAUGGAACUUCAAGAAGGGGAAAUGUCGAAGGCCAUGGUUGCUCUAGAUCCAGAUGCUGCACGUAUUCCUAUGCCAAAGCUGAAGAAUGCGAGCAGACUGCGUACAGAGCAUUAUGUUUAUGAACUCCCAGAUUCACAUUGUCUUUUGGAAGGGUGGGACAAGCGAGAACCUGAUGAUCCAGGCACAUACCUUCUAGCUAUAUGGACUCCAGGGGAGACUGCACAUUCUAUACAGCCACCAGAAAGAAAAUGCAGCUCUCAGGACAGCGGCCAGCUUUGUAAUGAGAAGGAGUGCUUUUCAUGCAACAGUUUCCGUGAAGCAAAUUCGCAAAUAGUUAGAGGGACAAUCCUGAUACCAUGUCGAACAGCCAUGAGAGGGAGCUUUCCACUAAAUGGCACCUAUUUCCAAGUCAAUGAAGUUUUUGCAGACCAUGACUCGAGUCUUAACCCAAUUAGUGUUCCCCGAAGUUGGAUCUGGAACCUCAAUAGGCGAACAGUAUAUUUUGGAACUUCCGUAUCAACAAUAUUUAAAGGUUUGUCCACACGUGAUAUUCAACAAUGCUUUUGGAAAGGAUAUGUCUGUUUGCGAGGAUUUGACAGGGAAACGCGAGCACCCCGUCCUCUAAUGGCUAGACUACAUUUCCCUGCUAGCAAGUCGACUAAGAAGAAGGACAAGACCGUUUUCCCAUCUAGCAAGUUGCCUGAGAAGGACGAGACCAAAAAACGGUCGACAUCAGCAAACCCAAAAGGAUCAUACUUUAAAGCGAAAGCUAAAAUUACUUUCGAAGAUUCAUAG